AUGGAAUCCAGAUCCAAAACACCGUCCAUCAAGUUUGCAGAGACGAUUGACACAAGCCCAUUGGACCCAGACCUGCCAGCCUCUUUUGACUUGCUUUUAGUGUCAGCAUAUGUCGUGGACAUAUUUAUCACUGCUUGCCAGAAGAAUUGCUUCAUCGACGUAUAUGCUCAACAACUUGACCCUCCAACGGUCCCAGAAGCGCAAAAACUUCUGAUACAUGCUUUGGAGCAUAGGAUUGCUACCCAAAAUCGUGAGGAGUUGCAUCCGGGUGCUGUGACUCGUAACCAAAAGAGUGACCGUCAAUUUCAAAAGAGAAAAAGAUUGGCAAAGCAACGAAAAGAGACUUGUAAUUCUUUUGCCGAAUUGGAGCGAUUUGCUUUCUUGUUUGAGGAUGGACGGCUUUGCUCCGAUGAUGAUAGUGAUUUCAAAACUCCGAAGAUCAAAACCCGUAUUCCUCUGCCUUUUUGUAGCGCAAAAGCCACCAAGCUGAUUGAGCACAUUGAACGUCGUACAAUGGAUCUGUACAAGGAUCCCACAACAAGGAAGCCAGGCCGGCUUCCAGCGACUAGAGCACCACCAUCCAAUAAAACUAAGCCUCUUGCCUGCCAUACACAUGUCUCACUUGGGCUUCCUCGAGAUUGCUAUGAGGAGAAUGUUCUUCAACAUCUGAACCAAGAGCAAUUGGAAGGAUUGAAAGCAAUGCCAGAUUGCCUCAUCAACAUGGACAAUAUCCAAGGCUGGCAUAGCAGCUCACUUGAUUCUAAUUAG
Messenger RNA from Puccinia graminis f. sp. tritici CRL 75-36-700-3, 768 nucleotides. RefSeq lists its product as uncharacterized. Lineage: Eukaryota; Fungi; Basidiomycota; Pucciniomycetes; Pucciniales; Pucciniaceae. The record is from RefSeq and is a predicted model, not a curated record. The transcript has 3 exons. Bases 1 to 768 code for a protein of 255 amino acids.